Molecule: messenger RNA, 4414 nt
Organism: Ostrea edulis (European flat oyster)
Lineage: Eukaryota; Metazoa; Mollusca; Bivalvia; Ostreida; Ostreidae
Exons: 11
Coding region: 1077-4013 (978 amino acids)
Biological process (GO): G protein-coupled receptor signaling pathway
Cellular component (GO): membrane
Molecular function (GO): protein binding; G protein-coupled receptor activity
Source: RefSeq, a predicted model, not a curated record
UUUUUUUUUUUUUUUGAGAGAGAGAGGGCUACAACUCCUUAGGAUCUCCGUAAUGGUGCAAAUGCGGGAGUGAUUCACUCCCGCAACAUUUGCGCUCAUUCUAAACAUUUCCUGACUUUCUUUACGUAAAUAAAAUGAUAUUCUAUGUUUCUUAGUCAAUAUAUAAAUUUACAACCUGCAACUUUAGAUUUGUGAGGCUCUAUUCUACCGUUUUCAACAAUUUCGAUAAAUUCCAAUUUCUCGAUUCAUAUUUGUGCGCCAUGUUUGAUGUACUGAAGUUUCAACUUCCGUUUGUCAAGUCAUUUGCAUAUGCCAUAUAAGGUAGUAUUUACAUCAAUGGACAAGUAUGGAGGCGAAAGCUAUUUCGUCGGUAUUGAAAAGGUUUGAAUUUAAUAUCAAGUUAAAAACCGAACAGCAGAGUGUAAAUUUUUUCUGCAACAAUAUGAUUUUCCUUUCUUUGUCGAAGUGGCUCGAGUAACUACAUUUUCGCGCUGAUUGUCAAUGUUUAGGUUUUUUAUUAGAUCCACCUACGAUCUCUCGCGAUAACAAGCAUGGCGGAGCAGACGAAGAAUUUUGCAUGCUGUACAUUAUAUUUAAUGAAAAACACCUUUAUUAGACAUGCCCGCGCACAAAGUUGGUACUCCUUUUUGUGUAAACAACAUUUGGGACUAAUACACAGUUUAUUAUCGGUUAUUCAUAAAAUUAUUUGGCACCAUUACGGAGAUCCUAUGGAAUUGUAGCCUUAUCCCGAAAACGUCAGAAUAAAAAAAAUUGGAUAGGGCUACAUUAUUGCAGCUAAACAAUAACCCACAGCCUGAAGAUUCGCUCUCAUUACAUCACAGGAUUCGCACCUGUCGGAUAUCCGAAGGUGUUUUCAGAUUUCGAGUAAAAUUUUAGUAAAACCUUUUACAGUAUGGCAUUUCCUAUGGGGAAAGGGAAAUUUCCGUAGGAAUUCAACAACAAAACAAAAUGCAAUACAUAUUAUAUGCAACUGGAUGCAGGUGUCAGACUCAAGUCUCGAUAAGAUGCAGGACGUAUUGACACAACCUUCGCUCCUAAUAUCCUGAGUUGAUGGAAUGAACCGUGUUUGUACCCACGGGAGAGAAUUAAAAUCUUCCAACACAAUGCACAGAAGGAUCGGUAACUGUAACCAUCUACUGUUCUUCGCCAUGAUGGUUUUGAUGUCAUCCUUAUUGGACCAUUCCAUGGCAGUCGAUUGUGACUUUAGAAAGGACACCUGCGGUUGGAAAAGCAUAGUAGAAAACAUAAAAGCACAGGACUCGAGUCAGAUAUGCGGACGAGGAGGAAAUAUAACUAAUUGUUUAUCGGUCAACAGAUUCAAUACCCAGUUCACCUGGUCAAGAGAGAAGAUCGACGAUAUUCCCUAUGACCAAAUCAAAUCAGGUUUUGGGAACCUACAAACCUUCGUGUAUGGUUUUGUGGACAAAAAAUACUUGCUUCCCGGCUUGAAAAUUAUUCAUACAUCCUCCAUUGUGAGCGAAAGGCUGCCAUUUAGCAUGUAUCCCAGAAGUCUUCGGUACAGUUACUUCCUGCUCGGAAACGCAGUUAUCACAGUAUCGCGUCUGUCAGGUAUUUCAGCGUACAAGAGCGAAAUCAUUGCUGCUCACAAAUCCUCUUCAUCGGCACAGAUGAAUGUUACAGAAGGGUGCGUUGAUCUGCCGUUUGAAGCCGAUAUCAAGAUAGUCAUUCGUGGAAUAUUUGAAAAUAGUGGCCUGAAGGCUGUUUUGUUGUCAGAAGUAUUUGUCACGGAUGGACUCUGCCACGAUGACUUAAUUCAUGAAUCGCCACUGCAAAACGUAUGUGCAUUUCCAAAAGAUGACUGCAUGUCUUCGGGUAUUUCAAAUUCCAAUUCCUCUUUGAACAUAUCUUUAUGCUCUUUUUGUGAAGGGAAGAAUUUCAGUGUGUCAUAUCCUGGAUCUAGUUCCUCCUAUUGCAGGGGAGAUGAUAAUAGCUGUCAAAUAUGUGAGUGUUCUGAUGUGAACAGUUACGUCUCCGUUGAAAAUAUCCAGUGUAAUUACCUUCGCAUAAACAGCAAAACAACAUUGCAUGAUAUUUAUGUUGGACUUUUCGAAAUACUUGUUUCUGAUAUAUCAAUCACGGGGGGGAAAAGUACGAUGGCUUUCGGUUUCAAUGACUCUCAAGCUAGCUCACUGAUAUUUUCCAAACGAGAAACAUAUCAAUUUUUUAGAAUAUUUCAAGGUAUCCUUAUUUUGGUGCAGUCGCCUCUGGAGUGGUAUAUAAUGGGCGAAAUGAGAAAUUUCUCGGCGUCUUUCAGUGCAACAAUGGACUACUUUUACUUUGCAGAUAACAAUUUAAAGGACGCAACAGAUAUAGAAGUCGGGGUUUGGUUGUCUUUUAUGUCUACUAAUUUCAGCAAUUGUAAGAUUUCUAGUGCAGCUCGCAUCAGACUUGAUUCUAAAGUGGUGGAUCUCAGUAGGAACAAAAUCGAGUCUUAUAUCAUUCAUGACAAUAAUGAAGUUGUUUACAUCCAAAACAAUUUGCUCAAUAAAGUUGUUGGAAACAAUGCCCAUAUAAAUCGAAUUCCGUACUUUCGGCUAUCCGUUUUGGAUAUGUCCAUCAAUAGAAUCACAUCGCUACAGCGGGAAGAUUUCAGGUACUAUAUAUUUUUGAUAUAUCUAAAUAUUUCACAAAAUCUCAUCACGCAGAUGGCCGAGGAUACAUUUACAGAUCUUGAAAUGCUAGUGUCACUAGAUUUAUCGGGAAACAAAAUCGCCCAUGUAUACCGUGAACACUUCAGGUCACUGAUUCAGCUGCAGUAUCUGUACCUGCAAGAGAACGAAAUUACUCGUGUAUCUGCUGACGUCUUCCACGGGUUAGGAAAUAUGCGGUAUCUUCAAGUCGAGUCGUUUUCAAUUUGUUGUGUGAAGCCACAGUCCCUAAACAAUAUCAAAUGCGUCGCUCCACUGAAUGAAAUUUCCUCUUGCGACUACCUGAUUGCAGUUCCGGUUCUAAACGUUGCAAUCUGGUACAUGGCACUGUUGGCUCUUUUUGGAAACCUGAGCGUCUUGGUAUAUAACCUAUUCUAUUUCAGGAACAGGGCACCUGUCAGUUAUUUUAUUCUCACCGUAAACCUCAGUUGUGCAGAUUUGCUAAUGGGUGUAUAUCUGUACAUCAUCGCUAUUGUCAACUUACAAUAUACGGGUAGUUACGGAGUAAUGGACUACACGUGGAGACAUAGUUGGCUUUGUACUCUAGCAGGUAUCAUAGCAACUGUUUCCAGUGAAGCCUCGGCCUUCAUUGUACUUCUCAUUACUGUGGACAGGUUUCUUGCCAUCAGGUAUUUCAUUUCAGAGAAGCGCAUCACAAAGAGAAGGCUUAUCUUUCUUUGUGUUGGUGUAUGGGUACUGUCUGUCUUGAUUGCUAUUGUCCCGGUAUUGCCGUUCCCGGUGUCUUUUUUCGAGAGUUUCUAUUCUCAGUCCGGGAUCUGCAUUUCUCUGCCCCUGUCUGUCAUUAGAAAGGAUGGCUGGCAAUAUUCGAUGGCUAUUUUUGUCGGACUGAAUGCAAUUCUAUUUCUUGGAAUUUUGAUCGGACAAAUCGCCAUCUUUGUCGAGGCCUUUAAAGUUGGAGGAGAAGUUAGAACAUCAAAGAUUCAGGAGAGGGAGAUUUCGCUGGCAAAAACUCUGAUAGCCAUAGUGAUCACAGACAUGCUCUGCUGGAUUCCAGUCGGAAUCAUCGGUAUGGUGACUUUCUUUGGGAUUGAUGUCUCCAAUGAAGUGUAUGCGUGGAUCUCGGUCCUUGUACUGCCAGUUAACUCGGCCCUCAACCCCCUGCUGUACACGCUGACUGCAGUAGUCAGGCAGCGAAAGCAAUUUCACCUAAAACGACUGGCUCAAGAAAAUAUGUUUUUGCGAAAACAGCUGGAUACAGCGAAGAGCUCAUCAUUGUCUUCGAAACAUCACAGCGAAAAGGGCCAUGAAAUCCCUUCCAACAAAGAACAUUCUCUAGUGGGAUCUAUCAAAAGAAAAGAUUAGAGAUAUUCCGGAUGUGAGUACAAAGCAUGCUGGGACAACGAUUCUUUAUCUGUUAGAUGUCGCUCUCAGCGGAUCUGUGUAACCACAUCUUCAGCUCAUCGUAUAAAACUUUUGUCUGGAGGAUGAUAUUGUGUACAAUACAAAUGCAUACUAUAUAUCAAGAAGAUUCCGAAGUUUUAAGUCCAUAGAAAACCAAGCAGCAAAUAAGAAACAUGGCUUUAUGUGUCUUGCCGAAAAUGUAUAAUGACAGAUGAAGAAAACAUUGAAUGGAAUUGUAAAUUUCGAAAUAAUUUAUUGUACAUAUAUAUAUACAAUAUUAUGACAGUGGCAAAAACUGUGUUUGCAGACUUGUUAAAAUCAUAAAAGCAAUCCUGAUGUAGAUUAAAAAGAGAGUGAAUUCG